Messenger RNA from Dimorphilus gyrociliatus, 806 nucleotides. The record is from the annotation of a GenBank genome assembly. NCBI's taxonomy places the organism in Eukaryota, Metazoa, Annelida, Polychaeta, Dinophilidae.
ACGAAGUAGUAAAAAUGGCGCUCUAUUUGAUACACCGCACUGCUCGAUUAAAAAGUAUUGUUUCUCAUGCAAUACAAGUCCAACAAAAUUUCUCAUUGUCAUCGAAAAAUCAUCAGAAUUAUGACAUAUUUGCCUCAGUGUGUCUUCAAAGGCAACGUGUUCUUACGUCCGAGAAGACACCUCUAGAAAUAGAAUUUUCAAAUUUUUUGCAAGAUUUGGAAACAAAACAAAGUGUUUAUAACGAUCAUGAGUUAAGACAUUUUGAGGACUUACGAGUCGCUGAGCAGAGAAAAUUAGAUAUUGAUGCAGACGGUGACAUUAUUCGAGAAACUGCUCUAGAUUUAGAGGAUUCUUGGGAUACUGAAUACCAAAAUUUUAAACCUGCUCCCAGGACGACUGAAGAUGAUGAGAACAAAAACUUAAAGUCUCACAAUAGAGAACUAGAUUCGAAAUUAUUGCUGCUAACAAAAUCAAAAUUAGGUGAUGCUGAACGAUGGGUGUUGCCAAUGGGAAAAUGGAUUAAGGGAGAAAGUCUGAGACAAACAGCAGAAAGGAUUCUAGCCGAGCAAACUGGCUCUAGCUUAAAUGUUCAAUUUCUAGGAAAUGCUCCGUGUGGUUUCUACAAAUAUGAGUAUCCUUCUAAAGAACAGACCAUCGGCGCCAAAAUAUUCUUUUUCAAAGCUGAUUUAAAAGAUGGUCAAAUCACCAAAAAUAUAAACUUUCAGUGGAUAAAAAAGCAAGAUAUAAAACCUCUGUUACCUCCUAGAUACUUUAAAGUUGUUGAUCGCUUUGUUCUCGAUUUUUAA